AUGCCCCACUCGGGUCAAGCCGGGCCCAGUGGCUUUGCGUUUGUGAUUGCCGCAACGGCCAAGGCAGGGAAACCAGGAGGUGUGGGGUACAGCGGGAUGGGAGCUCGGAGCAUAGCCGUUACUUUUGACAUUAAAGAGAGUCACCAGGGCGUGGGGCUGAACAUGUUUGGCAGAGGGGAACCCGUGGUGUCGAAGGUUUCACCAUUCAUGUUCACGGAUGGCGAUGCAUACACCGCAUGGGUGGAUUAUGAGUCUGCGGAUCCGGGCACCUUUCAAGUCUUCUUGGCGAGCUCACACGAGAAGCCAGAAGAGCCGCUGCUGCUGCAGAAGGGCGUGUCGCUGUGUGCUGUGCUGCAGCCGCGGGUGAAGCAGCAGCAGGCGGCGUUCUCGUUUGGGUUUACGGCGUCCACCACUGUGAAGCCCUUCCAGCUGCAUGGCAUUCUAUCCUCCUCUGUGCAAACAGGCAAGGCUAUCUUGGGCAGGCGCCCCUUCAACCAAGAUAAUAAUGAUGAUGAUGAUGAUGAUGAUGAUGAUGAUGAUGAUGAUGAUGAUGAUGAUGAUGAUGAUGAUGAUGAUGAUGAUGAUGAUGAUGAUGAUGAUGAUGAUGAUGAUGAUGAUGAUGAUGUUGAUGUUGAUGUUGAUGAUGAUGAUGAUGAUGAUGAUGAUGAUGAUGAUGAUGAUGAUGAUGAUGAUGAUGAUGAUGAUGAUGAUGAUGAUGAUGAUGAUGAUGAUGAUGAUGAUGAUGAUGAUGAUGAUGAUGAUGAUGAUGAUGAUGAUGAUGAUGAUGAUACAACCCUCGGCCUCUCACUGUCAGAGGCCACAUUCGCACCGACUCGAGCCAGUCCCUUUUCGCGCUAUGUGAGUGCGGACUUCAAGCUGUCGGCCACCAAAGCGGACUCGUGGAGCAUUCGUGAUGUCCACACGUGGGACUCCGUGCCCUUCCUCAACUGGCCUGUCAAGAACCAAAACGACUGCAAUGCGUGCUGGGCGUAUGCGGUGGUGGCGAGUGUGGAGGCGGCAUACGGCAUUGCAAAGCAGCAGGGCGCUCCCUGGAUAUCAGUGGGCUCUCUCUUCGCCCUCAUGGGGCUCUCCGACUCCGACAAGUGCUCUGCUGGCGGCUCCCCCACCCAGGCCUUUGAGACGCUCACAGCUCUCGAUGCCGCCAGUGGGCUCACAGGGGCCAGUGAUCCGGCAUUUGAGCGAGCGCAAUUCAAGGGGUAUGUGGGGCUCAUGCUGGCAGUGCAGCGGCAGCCAGUGGUGGUUCACAUCGAGGCGUCUCCAACCUUCAUGCUAUAUGAUGGGACGUUCAAGUACCAGGAUCCUGGUUGCUACACGGGCAAUCUCAACCACGUUGUACUCGUUAUUGGCUACUUUAUCACAAGAAACGAUGGCAGCCAGAACCGCAUUGCUCCUCCGUUUUGGAUCAUCCGCAACUCGUGGGGAGAGGAGUGGGGCAAGAGAGGGCACAUGCGCAUGGACAUUCAGGGAGGGAAUGGCGUGUGUGGCAUCAACGUGCUGCCUGGCGUCUACCCCAUUGUCAAGAGCGACCCCUGCGGCCAGAGCAGCUACAAGGGCGAUGGGGAUUCGCAGCCGAGCAUGAACCCGUGUGGUCGCUUCCAGUGCCAGGGGACGACAGCAACCACCAACAACUGCACCUGCAUUAUUCCCACCGCUCCUGUGCAGCCCUUUGUGGAGGUUGAGAAUGGAUACGGCUCCAACACUUGUGCUUACGUGGACGUGUGUGGGUCAUACUUCAAGAACCCCUGCUACGUGGGAGCAUGCAUCAACGAUGGCAAGGGCGCCUACUCUUGCAUCUGCCCUCCCAACCACGUUCCCAGCACAACCGUUGACGGCUUCCCCACCUGCGAUCCAACAAACACCACGGCCACCACAAUGACAGUCAGCGGAGACAACUGGUGGUGCUCAGAUGUUCAUCCCCUUGUGGGCCUCUCACUGAUUCACUUCACAGACCAAAACACUGGCAUUGACUGCAGCCAGCCAUUGCCCAAGGACAGUGUUCUUCAGCUGGAUGGUACUCCCUCCACACCCUGCACUGCCUUCUUCUACUCCCUCACUGGGGACACCUGUGCAUCCAUCAGCAGACCGCUCAACUUCACAGAACCUGAUCUCACCACACUCAACCCCGGCCUUGACUGCUCCAAGCCCAUCAAAGCUGGCCGCUCCGUGUGCCUCGAGCGCAGUGCUGCCUUCGCCUUCACUGUCCCCGAGUGUGUUAGAUACGGCACGCUCACACCUCAAGACACGUGCGAGCGGCUGCUUCAAAGGACCAGCACUUCACAAGAGGGUGCCAGUUCCAGUGAGAAGGCAUGGGCGGAGCUGUAUCGCAACAAUCCCGGCCUUACUUGCUCCGCCACUAUCCCUUCCGCAGCCUCUGCUGUCGGCAGCAACAUCGGUGUGCAGGUUUGCCUCAGGGCAGAGUAUUGGUCGUUCACGAUGGGUUUAUGCAAGAAGGGGAGGGUGAAGUCUGUGCAGCCAUCAAUGCCAUGCUCCGGUGCUUACCGCUACUACGGUGGAGCUACCUCAACAGCUAUCACACGGUUUCAUGACUACAAUGGUAGGUCUUGCUCUGGGACUGUAGGAGCGAGGUGCAUUUGUGUGCCAGUGACGUUCUGA
This is a messenger RNA of Closterium sp. NIES-65, 2634 nucleotides long. Lineage: Eukaryota; Viridiplantae; Streptophyta; Zygnematophyceae; Desmidiales; Closteriaceae. The record is from the annotation of a GenBank genome assembly.